UGAGGAAAUUUGAAUGUGAAGAGAGGUCUUUCCCGUUUUUUGCCCUUGUAAUCCCUCAUGGGUCCUAACAGUUUUAGCAGUCAUGGGUCCUAACAGUUUUAGCAGUCAAUAAGCCAUGAUCAGACUUCUCUUCCUUUGAACGACUGGCUACAAUGGACGGCGGGAAGCCCCAGACAGUGUGCUGUAUCGGUGAAAUCCAUGGCUACAUCUCCAGGCUCCAGUCUCUCUGGUCGAACCUUGAAGCUUGGAUCCCCCGAUCUUACUUCGACUCCGCGAUGAUAAUCUUCCUCAGUGACUACUGUGACCGCGGCCCUGACACCCACCGCGUUAUUGACUUCCUCAUCUCCCUGCCCUCCCGGUACCCUCGACAGAAGCACAUCUUCCUCGCCGGGAACCGCGACUUCGCCUUGGCAGCUUUCAUUGGGGCCAUCCCGCCGCCUCCAGACAGGAGCGGCUUCCGGGAUGGUUGGAAGGAGUAUGAAGUGAAUGAGGAGAGGGAAGGGUGGUAGGGCGUGGGAUACAAAAGGAUGCACCUUCAGGGGCGGAUGUGGGCAGGGAAGAUGACAGUGAAGUUUGACCACAAGGGGAUGGAGUUCAAGGGGUCGGUUUAUGAUGCCACACCGACGUUCGAGGCCUAUGGUGUUCCUCACGGGUCUGCCGAUUUGGUUCGGCUGUGCCUGAGGAACAUGAGAAGUUUCUUGCUGACCUGGUUUGGGUUCAUGAGGAGGUCAGUCAAGCGAACAUUCUCCUAUGAAGGCAAAGGAUACUGGAAUACCAGAAGUGGAAGCUCUCAGUGGGAGGAAGACUGUCUGGGAUAUACCCGAGGGAAGGUUUUUGCGGGGAAGUCUUCAUAUGAUUCCGACUCUUCUUAUCUAAUGGCGGCUGCAUCUGGGAGAGUCCUCGUUCCUGGAAGUCAGGGUGAUGAUCCUUCUUCCUCUGCUGAUCUGUCGAAGACAUCACCAACAGAUUCAGAAGAUCCAGAGGUGAUUAGUGACUCCACCGAUCUAACAAUGGAAGUUGAAGAGGAGAUUGAGCAAGAAAAGCAAGAUUCUCUAGAAGAUGAUGAUGCAUCUGAAGUUGCAGAUAAAUCUACUCCACUAAUGGAUGUUUCGAGUGUUGAAAAAGAGGAAUUAAGAAAAACAACCAUUCCCCCACCCGGUCCUGGGCAGAGAAUUUAUGAAAUAGAUCCAAUGUUGCUGGGCUUCCGUGAGCAUCUUGAUUACCGGUUUGGACAGUACAGAAGAAUUCGUGAAGCAAUUGAUAAAUACGAGGGUGGAUUGGAGGCAUUUUCUCGGGGAUAUGAAAAACUUGGCUUUUCUCGCAGUGCUGAAGGCAUAACUUACAGGGAGUGGGCCCCUGGAGCAAAGUCGGCAGCAUUGAUUGGAGAUUUUAACAAUUGGAAUCCUAAUGCAGAUACUAUGAGCCGGAAUGAAUUUGGGGUCUGGGAGAUAUUUUUGCCAAAUAAUGCAGAUGGUUCUCCAGCAAUUCCACAUGGUUCACGAGUGAAGAUCCGAAUGGAUACACCUUCUGGUAUUAAAGAUUCAAUUCCUGCUUGGAUCAAGUUUUCUGUACAACCUCCUGGUGAAAUCCCAUACAAUGGGAUAUACUAUGAUCCUCCAGAAGAGGAGAAGUAUGUUUUCAGACAUCCUCGACCAAAGAAACCCAAAUCACUUCGGAUAUAUGAGUCGCAUGUAGGAAUGAGUAGCCCGGAGCCAAAGAUUAAUACCUAUGCGAACUUCAGAGAUGAUGUUCUUCCUCGUAUUAAAAGACUGGGUUAUAAUGCUGUCCAGAUCAUGGCAAUUCAAGAACAUUCUUAUUAUGCAAGUUUUGGGUAUCAUGUCACAAACUUCUUCGCUCCUAGCAGCCGUUUUGGAACUCCUGAUGAUCUGAAGUCUAUGAUAGACAGAGCACAUGAGCUGGGUCUGGUGGUUCUCAUGGACAUAGUUCAUAGCCAUGCAUCAAACAAUGUAUUAGAUGGUCUGAACAUGUUUGAUGGAACAGAUGGUCACUACUUCCACUCAGGAUCGCGAGGUUAUCAUUGGAUGUGGGAUUCUCGUCUUUUCAACUAUGGAAGUUGGGAAGUAUUAAGGUAUCUUCUGUCCAAUGCAAGAUGGUGGCUUGAAGAAUACAGAUUUGAUGGUUUCAGAUUUGAUGGUGUAACUUCAAUGAUGUAUACCCACCAUGGGCUGCAGGUGGCAUUUACAGGAAAUUACAAUGAGUACUUUGGAUAUGCAACUGAUGUGGAUGCCAUGGUGUAUCUGAUGUUGGUCAAUGAUAUGAUUCAUGGGCUCUUCCCUGAGGCUAUUACAGUUGGUGAAGAUGUUAGUGGAAUGCCAACCGUUUGCAUUCCUGUCCGAGAUGGCGGAGUGGGAUUUGAUUACCGUCUGCAUAUGGCAGUAGCUGAUAAAUGGAUUGAAAUUCUCAAAAAACGAGAUGAAGAUUGGAGAAUGGGGGACAUUAUAAAUUCCCUCACCAACAGAAGGUGGUUGGAGAAGUGUGUUGUGUAUGCUGAGAGUCAUGACCAAGCCCUAGUCGGCGACAAAACUAUUGCAUUCUGGUUGAUGGACAAGGAUAUGUAUGAUUUCAUGGCUUUGGAUAGACCUUCAACUCCGGUUAUAGACCGUGGAAUUGCUUUGCACAAGAUGAUCAGGCUUAUUACUAUGGGUUUGGGUGGAGAGGGGUACUUGAAUUUCAUGGGGAAUGAAUUUGGGCAUCCGGAAUGGAUAGACUUUCCGAGGGGCAGUCAACAUCUUCCAGAUGGCAGAGUGAUUCCUGGGAACAAUUUCAGUUACGAUAAAUGCCGGCGUAGAUUUGAUCUAGGCGAUGCCGAUUACUUGAGAUACAGCGGAAUGCAAGAAUUUGAUCAGGCUAUGCAGCACGUUGAAGAAGCAUAUGGUUUCAUGACUUCUGAGCACCAAUAUAUAUCAAGGAAAGAUGAAGGUGAUAGGAUUGUCGUGUUUGAGAGAGGGAACCUCGUCUUUGUCUUUAAUUUCCACUGGAACAAUAGCUACACCGAUUACCGUGUUGGCUGCUUGAAGCCCGGAAAGUAUAAGGUUGCCUUGGAUUCAGAUGCUCUUUUGUUUGGAGGUCACGGUAGAGUCAGUCAUACAGCAGAAUUCUUCACCUUUGAAGGGUGGUAUGAUGAACGGCCUCGAUCAUUCCUAGUGUACGCACCCUGCAGAACUGCUGUGGUCUAUGCCUUAGUUGAGGAUGAAAUUGAGGACGAAGUCGAGGUCGGAAUCAAGGAAAAAGUCGAGGACGAAGUCGAGAUCGGAGUCAAGGAAAAAGUGGAGGACAAAGUCGAACUCGGGGGCGAGGCUGAAGAAGAUCCAAUUUCGGAGUUACCUUGAGGGGAUUGUUCUGCUCAAACCAGAAUGAAAGAGGAUAUGCGAGUUCAACUAGAAGUUAGGCGGAUCUGGGGUUCUGAGCUAUAAAGGUAAAAGCUUUUCGCCACCUCCGUCAGCAUACGGUUGGGACUGGACGAGACCGAUGAACAAAGGCAGCAAUUUCUUGAGCUCGUUAGGAGUAACCGACUCUGCUUAGUAUGAAGGCCUUAAUUCAUAGUAGCUUUGUAUAUCGGAUAGAUAGUUUGCUUUGUAUAGUUGGAUGGCUUAUUUGUAACAUUACCACGAAAUUUACAUUUCUAAUAAGUUUGCGAGCAGUUCAGUGAAAAUCGUUUGGCUGA
Punica granatum (pomegranate) is the source of this 3685-nucleotide messenger RNA. Lineage: Eukaryota; Viridiplantae; Streptophyta; Magnoliopsida; Myrtales; Lythraceae. The record is from RefSeq and is a predicted model, not a curated record.